Messenger RNA from Penicillium chermesinum, 558 nucleotides. RefSeq lists its product as uncharacterized. The transcript has a single exon. The record is from RefSeq and is a predicted model, not a curated record. NCBI's taxonomy places the organism in Eukaryota, Fungi, Ascomycota, Eurotiomycetes, Eurotiales, Aspergillaceae. The coding region runs from base 1 to 558 and encodes 185 amino acids.
AUGCCUCCAAUCAUCAAGUUCUGGCUCUGCACCCUCAAGAACGACGAAUCGAUUCAAUCGCCCGAGUUUCGUCGGCUACUUGCGGACGUUCUCACCCAAAACGCAUCCUUUACAAACCCGUGGCCCAGAUCGCCCCCAAUGCACGCGAUGUACCAAGAUACCCGCAAUCCCUCGCGUCUCCUGAUGAUCACCGGGUACCCAUCACAAGAACUCAACAACGAAGCCGAUAAGCUCUAUGCCCAGAAUUAUCUCGCGAGAAUGCUCGAACACGUACAGCAUGUGUGGCUUCGGCAGCUUGAACUUGAUAUCUCAAAGGUUCCUCUGGAAGACUAUGUCCUGGUUACUGUUGGACAGGACCCGGCGGUCUGGGUCGGCGAAUCUGGGGUUGGUGGGUGGGAUGUGUGGCCGCAGACACAACAGGGCCAGAAUUUACCUGAACUGCAGAAGCAGGACAAUGGUGUCUGGGUUCAUGUCUCGGAUUGGAAUGGGCUGAAUAGUGUCGCGGCUGAUACGUCGCGGCUGGAGAAGUUAUAUCUGAAGAAGAUUGACAGUCGAUGA